AUGGCGGUAAUGAUCCCCCUUCUCAACCUCCUCAGCUUUGGCCUCGUGCCUGGAGGAGAUGCUGUGGGCAUCAGUCAACUCGCCGUCCACGCAUCUGGAGAAAUCCAGGCCCUCAACAUCAUGCGCAGACAGGCUCCGCUGGUCUCGCAGCUUCCAAGCACAGCGGUGGACUGCCGAAUGCUGAACUUCAGCCGCGUGGAGCACGUGUGCCCAUCGGAAAUGACAGGUGAGGAGUUCUGCAAGACAAGGAUGUUCAUGGACGUUCACGGAAACUUGCGGCCCUGCAAUUGGUUCACCAUCGGCCCCAAGAAUCCCCCGAACUGCGACUGGGAUGGCAAGCUGACCUGCGACGAAGAGUCCACUGAAGCGAUCAAGCAAACAAGGCGAGCGCAGCUGGCAGCCAGGGGAGCGAGGAUGGACGAAUGA
This is a messenger RNA of Symbiodinium pilosum, 426 nucleotides long. The record is from the annotation of a GenBank genome assembly. Lineage: Eukaryota; Dinophyceae; Suessiales; Symbiodiniaceae.